This is a messenger RNA of Aplysia californica (California sea hare), 1797 nucleotides long. RefSeq lists its product as uncharacterized. Lineage: Eukaryota; Metazoa; Mollusca; Gastropoda; Aplysiida; Aplysiidae. The transcript has a single exon. The record is from RefSeq and is a predicted model, not a curated record. Bases 1 to 1797 code for a protein of 598 amino acids.
AUGGGUUCACAAUUUCGAGAGUUGCGUCGGUGUCUGUGUUUUGUUGUGAUUAUUACAGGCAUUUCUGCCGACGAGCAAUUCCAGUAUGUUCUAGCGUUUCCAAAACAUGUAAUUCAAGCCGUUUCUUCACUGGCCGUCUCGCCACUCUCGUGGGACUUUGUGAAGAACGUUGAGGUCACCGUAACAGCACCAGCACGUCGCACUUCAUCAGGUAAAAUACAGACUCAGGAAUAUUCGCACAACUUUAAGUACCCAUCAACAGAGCAAUGGAUGCUUUACCUCGAGCAGUUGGUUCAGUUCACGAAGUCUGGCAUAGGGAAAAAUUAUGGAGUUCAAGUGACUUCCACAGCUCAACUGGUCGUCCAAGCAAGAAGCAUUAAACGUUCUUCCAUAGGCUUACAUUUCGGAAGCGCUGGUGCUUUUAAUGUUAUGCCCUUUAAGCUCCUCUCCAAUGAAUAUUUAGUGGUCACAAAUUGCCAGUUCCGGCAUUGUUUUCUUCUUGUCGUGAACCCAGAUGGGAUCAAUGACGUCACUAUUGAAUUAAAAUUGAACCCAAUACAAACUGAUAUCAUUUAUAAAAACGAAAUAAAUACUUUCCAUUCCGGACAAUCUUUACAGGAAUCUUUGGGACCCUUAGAUGUUCUUCAGAUCGUGGCCAACAGAACUGACCUCACUGGUACAUGGAUCAAGGCAAACAGAUUCAUAGCGGUAUUCGCAGGUGCAGAUUUCGACUUUAUAUCGCUAGAGACUCAUUCAUACUCAAUAAAAGAUAUGGCGGUUGAGCAGCUUCCCCCUGUGACUGUUUUAGGGCAACACUACAUUUUAACUCCGUUUUUCAGCGGCACUAAGGAUUCUUUCAUCAAAAUUGGAUACCUCAACCCGUCAACCACUUUCUCCGGUUUGGAACAUGUCGAGACGAAUGUGGACACAGUUAAAAGCACCUCCACUUCUUUAAUGUUUAAACUAGGAGACAUGAUUAUUUAUCUGCAGGCAUCUGCGCCUGUGUUGGUUCUGCAGUAUGUUAGGUCUCAAGAGGUAGGAUAUUUCUAUGACUUGUCGCAAGCAGUUGUUUAUCCUAUCUCCAAAUGGGGUAUUCGUGCAGAAUUUUUAACUUUUGUCGACAACAGCGCGCUAAUUGUAAUUACAUCGCAAUGCAAAUGCAUAACAGAAAUUGAGGUUCGAGGUGCUAUUGAAGAAUUGUACACACCAGGGGAAGCGGAAAACUUGUUUGGGACAGAUCGUUUUUGUUCUAGAGAAAUUAACGUCACCCAAAACGAUUCGGUAAAUAAGAUCCAAGUUAACGGUGGGACGUGUUAUUUCAGUGGUUUUAUUUUAGCAAAGGAGGGCACACUGUCUGGUUGGCUCAUUCCACUUUCGACUUUCAAAUCUACUGACAAUAAAACAACGCUGUGUCGACCCAAGUUACUGAAUAGAGAGACAACGACACCUGACAUCAAUAACACAUGCAUUGUUGAGGGAACAUCUCACAGACCUACCCCUCAAUUCAGAAGUAAGAUGUGUCCAUGCCCGUGUCUUCAUGCAUCUAAGACUUAUCGAGCCUUGCUAAAUGCGACAGUCAUGUCGAAGAUGGCAGCAAUACAGAGUUAUCUCCACGUUCCUAGAGAAAACCUCUCCAGAAGAGUAAGGAGCAAAAUGUCCGCCAAAGACCACAGGCUGUCCAGUACUUCAAUUGGUUCCAUUGUGUUUGCCGUCACAUUUUUGCCAAUCUUUGGGAGCCUGGUAAUGAGUGACUGCUAUAGAUCAUGGCUAUAUCUUUGUCGUAGAUGGUAUGAGUAA